Messenger RNA from Lagenorhynchus albirostris (white-beaked dolphin), 2401 nucleotides. It is a transcript of the gene GFPT1, whose product is annotated as glutamine--fructose-6-phosphate transaminase 1. The record is from RefSeq and is a predicted model, not a curated record. Bases 122 to 2272 code for a protein of 716 amino acids. Gene Ontology annotation, biological process: UDP-N-acetylglucosamine metabolic process; carbohydrate derivative biosynthetic process; protein N-linked glycosylation. NCBI's taxonomy places the organism in Eukaryota, Metazoa, Chordata, Mammalia, Artiodactyla, Delphinidae. The transcript has 20 exons. Gene Ontology annotation, molecular function: carbohydrate derivative binding; L-glutamine:D-fructose-6-phosphate transaminase (isomerizing) activity.
UGAGGGAGUCGUGUCGGCGACCCCCUGGCCCCCAAGCCCGCUGACCGCCCAAAAGGCUUGUGUGCUCUCUCGAACUCGCCAGCCGCUCGCCGCUUGCCUUGCAGGCCGUGCCUCCUACAUCAUGUGCGGUAUAUUUGCUUACUUAAACUACCAUGUUCCUCGCACGAGACGAGAAAUUUUGGAGACCCUAAUCAAAGGCCUUCAGAGACUGGAGUACAGAGGAUAUGAUUCUGCUGGUGUGGGGAUUGAUGGAGGCAAUGACAAAGACUGGGAAGCCAAUGCCUGCAAAAUCCAGCUCAUUAAGAAGAAAGGAAAAGUUAAGGCGCUGGAUGAAGAAGUUCACAAACAACAAGAUAUGGAUUUGGAUAUAGAAUUUGAUGUACACCUUGGAAUAGCUCAUACCCGUUGGGCAACGCAUGGCGAACCCAAUCCUGUCAAUAGCCAUCCCCAGCGCUCUGAUAAAAAUAAUGAAUUUAUUGUUAUUCACAAUGGAAUCAUCACCAACUACAAAGACUUGAAGAAGUUUUUGGAAAGCAAAGGCUAUGACUUUGAAUCUGAAACAGACACAGAGACAAUUGCCAAGCUUGUUAAGUACAUGUAUGACAAUCGGGAAAGUCAAGAUACAAGUUUUACUACCUUGGUGGAGAGAGUCAUCCAACAAUUGGAAGGUGCUUUUGCACUUGUAUUUAAAAGUGUUCAUUUUCCUGGCCAAGCAGUAGGCACAAGACGAGGUAGCCCUUUGUUGAUUGGUGUACGAAGUGAACAUAAACUAUCUACUGAUCACAUUCCAAUCCUCUACAGAACAGGCAAAGAUAAGAAAGGAAGCUGUAAUCUCUCUCGUGUGGACAGCACAACUUGCCUUUUCCCCGUUGAAGAAAAAGCAGUGGAGUAUUACUUUGCUUCUGAUGCGAGUGCUGUCAUAGAACACACCAAUCGUGUCAUCUUUCUCGAGGAUGAUGAUGUCGCUGCAGUGGUGGAUGGCCGUCUUUCUAUCCAUCGAAUUAAACGGACUGCGGGAGAUCACCCUGGACGAGCUGUGCAGACCCUCCAGAUGGAACUCCAGCAGAUCAUGAAGGGCAACUUCAGUUCAUUUAUGCAGAAGGAAAUUUUUGAGCAGCCAGAGUCAGUUGUGAACACAAUGAGAGGAAGAGUCAACUUUGAUGACUAUACUGUGAAUUUGGGCGGUUUGAAGGAUCACAUUAAGGAGAUCCAGAGGUGUCGGCGUUUGAUUCUUAUCGCUUGUGGAACAAGUUAUCAUGCUGGUGUAGCAACACGUCAAGUUCUUGAAGAGCUGACUGAGUUGCCUGUUAUGGUGGAGCUAGCCAGUGAUUUCCUGGAUAGAAACACCCCUGUUUUUCGAGAUGAUGUUUGCUUUUUCAUUAGUCAGUCAGGCGAGACAGCAGAUACCCUGAUGGGUCUUCGGUACUGCAAGGAGAGAGGAGCUUUAACUGUCGGGAUCACAAACACGGUUGGCAGUUCCAUAUCGAGAGAGACAGACUGUGGAGUUCACAUCAAUGCUGGGCCCGAGAUCGGGGUGGCCAGCACAAAGUCAAUUCCCACUCCUACCCCUCUGCCUCAGCCUCAGGCAUACACAAGCCAGUUUGUAUCCCUUGUGAUGUUUGCUCUUAUGAUGUGUGAUGACAGGAUCUCCAUGCAAGAGAGACGCAAAGAGAUCAUGCUUGGAUUGAAGCGGCUGCCUGAUUUAAUUAAGGAAGUUUUGAGCAUGGAUGAUGAAAUUCAGAAACUGGCAACAGAACUUUAUCACCAGAAGUCAGUCUUGAUAAUGGGACGUGGCUAUCAUUAUGCUACUUGUCUUGAAGGGGCCCUAAAAAUCAAAGAAAUCACUUACAUGCACUCUGAAGGUAUCCUUGCUGGUGAGUUGAAACACGGCCCUCUAGCUUUGGUGGAUAAGUUGAUGCCUGUCAUCAUGAUCAUCAUGAGAGAUCACACCUAUGCCAAGUGUCAGAAUGCUCUUCAGCAGGUGGUUGCUAGGCAGGGACGGCCAGUGGUGAUCUGUGAUAAGGAAGACACUGAGACCAUUAAGAACACAAAAAGAACAAUCAAGGUGCCACACUCAGUGGACUGCCUGCAGGGCAUUCUCAGCGUGAUCCCCUUACAGUUGCUGGCCUUCCACCUGGCUGUGCUGAGAGGCUAUGAUGGACACGGGUUUGAGCCCUGGUCCGGGAACAUCCCCACAUGCUGUGGAGCAACUAAGCCUGUGUGCUACAACUACAGAGCCUGCUCUCUAGAGCCCGCGAGCCACAACUGCUGAGCCUGCGCCCUAGAGCCCACGAGCCACAACUACUGAGCCUGCGUGUCACAACUACUGAAGCCUGUGCACCUAGAGCCUGUGCUCUGCAACAGCAGAAGCCACCACAGUGAGAAGCCUGUGCACUGCAGU